UUAAGUUAAUCUACACUGAUUGAAAUAACCGCUCUUACUUAUAAGUGUUAUUACUUAACAUUAAUCAUCCGUUUAACCGACAGAUAAACUAACGCUUAAUUAUAUUAUAAGAGCGAAGAGAAGCAGUAAAUAAAUUUAAAUAUUGGCGGCGAGAUAUAGCCGGAGUUGCGCAAUGAGGAGGCAGUGGGAGCUGAGACCACCUGUGGCUCAGUCAGCUCCGAGCGCUGUUCGAGGUCGCCCGCAUCAGCUGUGAGAAUAUACAUACGGUGAAAUCCCCAGUCGAUAAUUAAGUCGAUAAAUCUUAUGUGGAUUGUUGAAAAUUGAAAAAAAUAAAUAAAUAGAAUAGAGAAUAACUAAAGCAGAAGCAUGUGCUCCCGAGGGCUCCACACCCUGAUCGACCAGGAGAGCAAGGACCAAGACGUGGAGGGCAGCCCGGUGAGCGAGAUCCUCGCUUCGAUCCCUGUCUUCGACAAGGGAGGCGGUGGGGAUACAGAGCUUCCCAAUGAGAUAUCCGCUCCUUAUGAGUUCCCGCAGUUCCCGAUCGAGCAAAUCGAAAACAAGUUAGCGAAGCAGAGGAUCUUGAGAACUAAGGCUGCUCUAGAACGCGGUACUCUACUUGAGCAGGGAUCAUCUGAUGAGGUUGACAUCUUCUCCGAUGGAGGUCGGAAGAACGGUUAUCAUUUCAGUGCUUACCAGAGAGUGUCCAUAAGCGGAGAAGACAUUUCAGGAGUGUCUAUAGAAGACAGAAAGAUGGCAUCUGCAAAGCUGAUCGAAGCCCUUCAUACCAGAUACAAGUACAUGAAAAUGUCACGGCAGUCGUUUCCCGCGCUCACUGCGAAAUUCCUUCUCAAUUCCAAAUUAGAAAAUGUGGAAAAUUUGAAAGAAGCAGAUCACGGGAUAGCGGACCAUUGUGUCCACGCUCCUUCCAACGGGAACCCUUGGGAUUGCGACUUUCCACCCUCGACUAAUUACAUCAUAAAACCAGUCGAUGGCGUUUUCCAAGUGUACAAGAACAAAGAGAAAGCGGACCUGGAUGAACCUCUCGACUACCCAUAUCCACGCUACCUCGAGUUCGUCGCCGAACUGAACAAGCUCUGCUCCACAAUGGUCGAUGGCCCUCUGAAAUCCUUUUGCUAUCGGCGACUCACGUAUCUUUCUUCAAAGUAUCAACUCCACCUCCUCCUCAACGAACUGAGAGAACUGGCAGCUCAGAAGGGAGUUCCUCACAGGGAUUUUUACAACAUUCGUAAAGUCGAUACUCACAUCCACGCCGCUUCUUGCAUGAAUCAGAAGCAUUUGCUCAGGUUUAUCAAGAAAACAUUGAAGAAUCAUAAAGACGAAGUAGUGACCAAGGGCGAAAAGGGUGCUAUGACUCUGGAAGAAGUUUUCCAAUCCAUGAAUCUCACGUCAUAUGAUUUGACAGUUGACAUGCUUGAUGUGCACGCUGAUAGAAACACGUUCCACAGGUUUGAUAAAUUCAACGCCAAGUAUAACCCAAUAGGAGAAAGUAGACUGCGAGAAGUUUUUCUGAAGACUGACAAUUAUUUAAAUGGUAAAUAUUUUGCUAGAAUAAUAAAAGAGGUAUCUUUCGAUUUAGAAGAGAGUAAAUAUCAAAAUUCUGAACUGAGGCUUUCAAUAUACGGUAAGAACGCAGAUGAGUGGGACAAACUGGCGAACUGGGCAAUAGACAAUGAUGUCUACAGCGACAAUGUGCGCUGGCUCAUUCAGAUCCCGAGACUGUUCGAUAUAUUCAAGUCUAAUAAUUUGAUGAAUAAUUUCCAAGAGUUCUUGACAAACAUAUUUCUUCCCCUUUUUGAAGUGACGAAUGACCCAAGCAGCCAUCCGAACCUCCACAGGUUCUUGCAGUACGUCAUCGGCUUCGACUCCGUUGACGAUGAAAGCAAACCCGAAAACCCGAUGAUCGACAAAGACACCCUGAGACCUGAGGAGUGGACGCAAAUAGAUAACCCGCCGUACGCCUACUACCAGUAUUACAUGUUCGCCAACAUGGCCGUGUUGAACCAUUUCAGAGAAGAGAAGGGAAUGAACACGUUCGUGCUGAGGCCUCACUGCGGAGAGGCUGGUCCGGUGCAGCACCUGGUCUGCGGGUUCAUGAUGGCGGAGAACAUAUCCCAUGGCCUGCUCUUGAGAAAGGUACCUGUGCUGCAGUACCUCUAUUAUUUGGCCAGGAUAGGAAUCGCCAUGUCUCCGCUCAGCAACAAUUCCUUAUUCCUCAAUUACCACAGAAAUCCAUUGCCAGAAUACCUUGCUCGUGGACUAUGCGUAUCACUGAGUACUGACGAUCCACUCCAGUUUCACUUCACUAAGGAACCUCUGAUGGAAGAGUACAGCAUCGCCGCCCAGGUAUGGAAGCUAAGCUCAUGCGACAUGUGUGAGCUUGCUCGGAACAGCGUGAUCAUGAGUGGCUUCCCGCAUAGAACCAAGCAGUACUGGCUCGGGCCAAACUAUCACAAAGAUGGCAUAGAAGGCAAUGACAUAACAAGAUCCAAUGUCCCAGAUAUAAGAAUCGCUUUCAGAAGCGAGACUAUGAUCGACGAGCUGACUAACAUCUUCAGGCUCGGGGAUGAGACGGAAACAGCUGCAAUAUAAAUUGAUUACUACUUGUUCAAGAGAUGGGUUGAAUGAUUCUGUUUUCAUGACAUGGAAAUUAGGACCCUAUGGAAUCUAUUUUAAACCCUCAUUCUCCUCUGUGCAGUUCAUCCAUGUUUGAUAAAACACCACCCCAUAAGAAUUUCUAUUGUAAUAAGAAACUAUGUAAUUUAUUUUUAUAUAGUGAAUGAUGUCUUAAUAAUUUCUAAUUAGAUUUGUAUUUUAUUUUUAUGUUAUAUUUCUUAUGAUAUUAUUCUGCUCCAUUUUUUAAAUUUAAUUUAAAUGCUUCGAUAUAUUAUUUCUUCCUAAUAUACACGUGUCACUCAUGAAAUACUUAUUGGGAAGGUGUACUGUGAUAUAUAUUUCAUCUCUGUCUUUAGCAUUUAAUGUUUUAUUAUGAAUGGGUACUUAGAAAAAUUUUGUUUCAUCUUUCCUGUGGGCUAAAUAGCUGACACAUAAAUGGGUUUUAUGAAUGACAGGGUUGAUACAGGGUUUUUAUAAAUGAAAUUUUUGUUUUUAGCUCUUUCGAUAAUUGUAGAAGAAACAUAUUCAGAAGCCAUAAAUUACAAUUUAUAUAUUUAUAUAGAAAUUCAUAAAUCGAAUUGAUCUUGGUAAUUACCAAGAUAGACAAAAUAAGUUUUAAUUUUCUGUUACGUUAGACCAUAAAGCUAUUAAAAAUAUGAAGGGUCUAUGUUGAAAGAAAUAGAAAUGGAGUGGGUCAAGAAAAAUGUAUUCAUAUAUAAUUUUUCAAUUUCAAAAAUUGGGUGUUUGUUGGAUGGUUCAACUUUAUUAAUAUUGAAAAACAAAAUUGGCGCAUAAAGCUAGUUGAUCUUCCAAAAAUAUUGAACCUAGGUUUCAGUAAUAGGAUUUGGUGUCAUUAAGUUGUAUCAAUUGAUGCAUUUUACCCAUCUCUAAAAUAUUAACAUAAAAAUUCCAAUAGAUACAUACUAUUGCUUUAGAAAUAUAUUUAAACAUAUUAAAUGUGAUAAUAUUUUCUUAAUAUAUGUUUUUUUUUUCUUUCUUGUUUUAUUCAUGCGUGUAUUUUAAUGUUUUAACAAAUAUAAAUAUUUUAGAUAGAUAAAUAUUUUUGAUAGCGUGUGAUAUUGAUGAACUGACAAGAAAAAUAUUUAAUUAUUUUAUGAUCUUAUUUGAGUUAUUAGACCUUAAUUUCGAACACAUUUUAGGAAAAAAAACAUUUAUAAAGAAAAAAAAAAGGAAAAGAAAUGAGUAAACUGAAAACAGUUUAAAGUUUAAUUUAAUUUUAUCAUGUAUCAAUAAUACAAUGAUAUAUUGUUAUAUUCAUGAUAUAUUGUUAUAUCAAAUAAAAAGUUAUAUAGAUUUAUAAAGCAUUAUAAUACAUGUAUGAAAGGCCAAUUAGUUAAGUGACCAAAUAAGUGGACGACUUUUCUUUGUAAUGUAGUCUAGUUACUUUUUUACCUAUUUUUUUGAUUAUGUAACUAAAUAUAUGUUUAAAUAAAAGAUGCGCAUAUGGUAUAAUGUUUACAUUAGCCUAAAAAACAUCCCUUCCCCUUCCUUCUAAUGCUAAUCCACCAAGAUAUAUAAAUAUCAUUAAGUGUAAUAUAACUUACAUCUUGAAUUUUGGUAAAAGUUUUGGAAAUACAAAAAUUACUAUUAUAAUUUUUUUUAAUUUAUAAAUAUUUUUACAGUAAAAUUAUUUUUUUCAAAUAUAUAAGACUUUGAGAAAAUAAGACAAACGGCUAAUUUUAAGUACUUUUAAAUGUGAACUUAACAACUUCGAUCAUUAUUUGUUCAAACAGCUGAAGGAUCUUCUCUAAUUCUUUAAGUGACAUAGGAACUUGACCAUACUCAAAAUUAAAAUUUAUUAUGAAACUAUUAAAUAAAAAAUUAACAUAAAUAAAAUAAUUUUUCAUAAUACACUAUAUAUCCAGUA
Nezara viridula (southern green stink bug) is the source of this 4522-nucleotide messenger RNA. The record is from the annotation of a GenBank genome assembly. NCBI's taxonomy places the organism in Eukaryota, Metazoa, Arthropoda, Insecta, Hemiptera, Pentatomidae.